Messenger RNA from Tarenaya hassleriana, 1246 nucleotides. RefSeq lists its product as uncharacterized. The record is from RefSeq and is a predicted model, not a curated record. The transcript is spliced from 5 exons. NCBI's taxonomy places the organism in Eukaryota, Viridiplantae, Streptophyta, Magnoliopsida, Brassicales, Cleomaceae. Bases 163 to 1074 code for a protein of 303 amino acids.
AGGAAAAGAAAUGCGUGCCGUUUUCCGUCAGCCACAGAACAGCUAAUUUAGAUAACGUGUUGUUUUAUAUUAGCACUCGCCAACUGACCGCCGUCUCGGCGUGAUACGAUUACGAACUUUUUGAAGCCGAGCGACCGAGAGAGAGAGGAAGAGGGGUCAGAGAUGUAUCUGAAGAGGCCUAUAUGGAGCGAGGGCUCACCGGCGCCGGCGGGGCCGGAGGCGCUGGAAAACGGCGAGGAAUCGGCUGCGGAAACGGUGGUUGAGGAGCUCGUUAGCUCUCUCAAGAUGCAGAGAACCUACAGAGAGCUGACGCUGUCCCUUCGGACCGGUUUACGCGAUGCUUGCGCCGAGUUCUCCUUCCUCCGCAUCCGUGGACUCCGAUCUCUCCUCAAAUCUCUUCAAUUCGUUGCGCAAUCGGAUUCAACUAUCCACCUCUUUUGUCACACCCAAACCAUCCCCGAUCUCCAAUUGGUUCCGGUGCUGUUUCGGCACUCAUUGAGAGAAACUGAGGAUGACAGAGUGACAAGCUUGGAUCACAUAUUCAGCGUUGAGCCGAUGAAGAUAACGAGUCCUUCCACGGAUGCUGAAGUCGCCCUUGCACUUAGGGUUCUUGAAGGAUGCUGCCUUCUCCAUCCUCAGAACACUGUUUUGGCUCAUAAGCACAAUGCAAUCCGCGUAUUGAUGAAUGUGUUAUCAGCACGAGGAGUUCUCGAGCAAGGUGCUUGCUUGGACGCUUUGAUCUCAAUAAUGCUUGAUUCAUCAGCAAAUCAGGUGGAUUUUGAGGCCUGCAACGGCAUUGAAGAAGUUGCAAUGCUCAUACGAGAUAAACAAGCUGAUGAGAACCUCAGGUUAAAAUGCGGGGAGUUCUUACUUCUGCUCAUAGGGCAUGUGAACGGGAAGGAUCGUUCACCAAUGGCGAGUGUACACGACGACGUCCGGCGACUUCUGGGUGAAAAGUCUGCUUCUUUGAUAUGGGCAGCCAGUCAAUUUGGUUCAACCCUUGAUCCCGAACAAAGAAUGACCGCUCUCCAUAUUCAGGCCCGUAGAGUGCUCGAGUCCCUGGACUUGUACUGAAUGUGAGAGAGCUUCUUUCUUUCUGUUCAUUUGUACAAAUUAUCAUUCCUCUGUUAGUUGCUGACUGACCUUCCCUCUCUCUCUCUCUCUCUCGUUAAAAGGUCGUAAUUUCGACAAGUUUUUAAAACUUCUCUUUUGGGCUUAAAACCCAAAUAAAAAAAUCGAAAAUGAA